This is a messenger RNA of Ceratitis capitata (Mediterranean fruit fly), 2456 nucleotides long. RefSeq names its product U3 small nucleolar RNA-associated protein 4 homolog (gene l(3)72Dn). Gene Ontology annotation, cellular component: 90S preribosome; small-subunit processome; t-UTP complex. The transcript has 4 exons. Gene Ontology annotation, molecular function: protein binding; RNA binding. Gene Ontology annotation, biological process: maturation of SSU-rRNA from tricistronic rRNA transcript (SSU-rRNA, 5.8S rRNA, LSU-rRNA). The coding region runs from base 135 to 2300 and encodes 721 amino acids. The record is from RefSeq and is a predicted model, not a curated record. NCBI's taxonomy places the organism in Eukaryota, Metazoa, Arthropoda, Insecta, Diptera, Tephritidae.
CUUGCGUGAACGUAAACUGUCAAACUUUUCGCUGGUUUGAAAGUGCACGUGUUGACAUUUUGUUUAUUAUCAUUUGAACCGCAUUUUAACUACUUGCACAUUAUUAAUUUGUAAUAUAUUCAUUGAAAACAAAAAUGAAUGGAGGAAUCGCUCGUGGUGAGCGCACAAAAACUCAUAAUGUGCGUUUUUAUAAUUUAACUCCGCGGUCUAUACAAAGCAUAGCCUGCAAUAAAUUGUGGCAUAAGCUAGCGAUAUCGAGGAGUGAUGGUUCAAUUGAAAUAUGGGAUACCCAGCAUGCAUCCUAUUUGGAAAAAGUAAUACCCAAAUCUCCCGGAAACUCUGUGGAAGGCAUGGUCUGGGCUGGUGAGCGUUUAUUCUCCGUCGGCCUUACUGGCGAAUUAGUGGAGUGGGAUUUGCUAUUGCUAAAACCACGACGUAAGCAGUUUGCCACUGGCAAUGCUAUAUGGUGCGUUGAUGUGAAUGCAACUGGAACUGAUUUGGCUAUUGGUACAGAGGAGGGCUACAUCAAUAUUUUCGACAUUGAUAACGAUCAGAUGCAAUAUAAAAACUUAUUUGAUAAGCAGGAAGGGCGUGUACUUUGCUGUAAAUUCGAUCGCUCGGGUGAAUUUCUGGUGACUGGUUCUGUGAGUGCUAUAAGGAUAUGGGAUGUGAAGAGUGGUCAUGCCUUGCAUAAAAUGACAGUCUCGCGUGAUAAGAGAAAAGAUGUGAUAGUGUGGUCAUUACAAGUGUUAAGUGAUUUCACAAUUAUAGCGGGUGAUUCUCGUGGACAAGUCUCUGUUUGGGAUGGAAAAAUGGCAGCGCAUUUGGAAUCACAUCAAGUGCUUAAAGCCGACGUGCUCACAGUUGCUGUCAACGAAGAGGAAAACAUGCUAAUGUGCUCAGGUAUAGAACCAAUAAUUAGAAUUUAUGCGAAGACAAAAAUCAAACGAGAAGAAAUAGAAUAUCACUGCUGGGUAAAAUUUCUGCAGAGAAGUGUGCAUGACAACGAUGUGAAAGCGCUCGCAUGUGAAGGAGAUCGCAUAUUCUCUGGUGGCAUGGAUGGCUAUUUAGGUAUUUCGUCCGCGUCAAAACGUAGCUCGACAAUCUCUAAAUAUGGGCCCUUUUUAAAGAAUCCCUGCGUGGCUGUUUCCACGAAGAAUCGUCUGUUGCUGCUUCGUUAUACAAAUUAUUUUGAAAUUUGGCGUCUAGGCUCUACGGACGGUAGACCACAGCUGGUAGCGCUUGCAGAUGAUAAAAAAGGAAAUGAAACGAAACAUAAAAGCAAUGGACCAGAGCGUGGGCUACUUGCUUUGAAUGCAGCACCCGAAAAACUUUUAGAAUUUAAAAGUAAAAAAGAGGAACCCAUUGUUUGUGCAACAAUAUCGCCUGACGGUCAGUGGCUGUGUUACUCGACGCAAAAGAAUAUACGUCUUUUCCGCUUCGUGUCGGCAGUGACGGGGAAAAAUGAUACACAACUGGUACGCAUCAGAGGCCUGCCAGAACAAUUUAAAGCGGCUACGCAUGUAACGUUCAGCAGCGAUUCGAAACGUUUGUUCCUCGUCCAUCCCGACACACGUCAAAUACAUGUAUUCUCAAUAGUUAAUAAUGGCAGUACAGAUCUAGAUUUUAUCGAAACCAUAGAAACCGCUAAACACAUUAGGGACGUCAUUAGCCUGUUCGCCGUUUCGGAGUGUGGUACAUACAUUGUAGCAGCUGGUGCGGAUCGUACUAUCGCAGUAUGGAGUAUAUACCAGGGUAAACAUUUCAGACACCAUCUGAAUAUGCCACGCUACUCGGCCAUAACGACGGCCAUAGCUAUUCACGCAAAGGAGGCGCGCCUGGUAGCGGCUUUCUCUGAUGGCAAAAUCAUUGAAUACGAUUUGGAGGAGAUGUGUUUUACCUGCUCAGAGAGUGAAUACUUCGUGGAGAAUGCUGAAACGCAUUGUGUUACAAAUAUUCUAUUGGACACUCGAAAUACGAAUAAUAUUAUUUUGCAUAACGAUGCGUAUCUGUAUGUAUUGGAGAAAGUUGCGGCUACAAAUGGUGACUUGGGACAUCAUGAUGAACAUGAUGAUGAUGCGCUGGUAUUGCCAAAGAAGAAAAGUGGAAAGAAACUAAAACGUAUUAUCAGUGACAGCAAAGUUAGUAGCCUACGUUUGAAAUUCAAGAAGUCCUAUGAGCACUUAAUAUCGCUAUGCUGGCUGAGCUCGGAUGAAUUGGUUGCUGUUGGCGUAAAUCCAAUUACAUUAAUAGAACAAUUACCGGACGUUUUUAAACAAAAGAAAUUCGGCACAGCUUAGGGUGCCUUAAAAUGUAUAUAUAAAAGUGAAGGUUUUAGUUUCUUAAUGUAAUAAGAAAUUGAUAUAUGUCUUUAAUAAUAGUUUAAUGUUAAGGCUACUUAUUAAAUUAAUUGAGGAAAUAUAUAUUUGUAUAUAUUGAAAGAAAAAACCAAAAAC